Molecule: messenger RNA, 1199 nt
Organism: Aspergillus alliaceus
Lineage: Eukaryota; Fungi; Ascomycota; Eurotiomycetes; Eurotiales; Aspergillaceae
Product: putative peroxidase
Exons: 1
Coding region: 255-1007 (250 amino acids)
Molecular function (GO): peroxidase activity
Source: RefSeq, a predicted model, not a curated record
AUGCAGCCCCGGCAGCGUGACCGAGAUCACUCAGCCACCAUCAUCAUUUGCCCUCUGCAACUGAUUGACGGGAUAUCCAAUCACCGCCCUCUCUAUGAAACUAACUGAUCUAUAACCUUGCAUCAGCCUAAACCACCACCAAGCCUAUAUAAUCCCCAGCCUGACCAUUUCCUUUGACCGCCUCUCACCAUCGCGCACCCGGCUGUUCCCAGGAGCAAAAAAAAAAUCAAAAUCAAAAUAAAAAUAAGAAAAAAAUGUCCACCGAAAACCAAACCCUCCCAAAAGGCCAAUACCACCGCGGCGGCCCAGACGACCUCCGCUCCCCAUGCCCAAUCGUCAACUCCCUCGCAAACCACGGCCUCAUUGCCCGCGAUGGCCGUAACAUCACCGCCAGCUCCCUCAAAGCCGCCCUCAGCCAAAUCGGCCUCGGCUUCGACACCGCAGGAGGCCUCGUGAAAAUCGCGUUCCAAGACCACAUUGACCCUCCCGCGGGCGAACCCCCCAGCACCCCGAAUUUCGGCCUCCGUGACGCCAACCAGGUCAACGAAGACGGGGAAGCAGUGCUCAACCUCGACCAACUCGGCCGCCCACACGCCAUCGAGCACGACGUCUCAGUCACGCGCCAGGACCGCGCACUAGGCGACUACGUCCAUCUCAACCCCGACCUGUAUCAACGAUUCCUCCAAUCCUCCGGUAACGGGUCAUCGUUUAGUAUCCCGGACGUCGGGAAGUAUCGCAAGAAGCGGUUCGACGAGCAGAAGAGGGAGAAUCCGGAGUUGGGUCUGAAUAAGAGGAUGCAUUACAUUGCGUGUGCGGAGAUGGGGGGGAUUAUGUGUGUGUUUGGGAAGGGGGCGCUAUAUCAUGUUCCGAAGGAGUAUAUGGAGGCGGUGUUUGGGGAAGAGAGGCUGCCGUAUGAAGAGGGGUGGAGGCCGAGGUGGACGAAGGUGUUUUUGCCCGAGGCCGGGGUGGUGACUUUAGGGAUCUCGCAUUAUGCGUGGCCGUUUUAGAUGUUGUUUAUUUCUGGGGAAAGGAUGUUGUUGUUAUAUUUCAUGUUUGUACGACGCUUAGGAUGGGUCUGGGAUACCUGCUGAUUAGACGGAGAAAUUUUUUUUUCCCCGGUAAUAUAUCUUUGUGUAUGUCAGCACCAGGAAAUAGUUCGUUCUAUUUGGAGGGGAGAGUAUAUCUUCUGUUACUCGGUA